GCUGCGUCCUUGCUUUCUCCGCACUGGUUCGUGCGCUGCUUUAGGAGCGUUCUCAGGUGAAGAGAUGGCGUUUGUGAAGAGUGGAUGGUUGCUGCGACAGAGUACCAUUUUGAAACGCUGGAAGAAGAAUUGGUUUGAUCUGUGGUCGGAUGGUCACCUGAUCUAUUAUGAUGACCAGACCCGUCAGAGUAUCGAGGACAAGGUCCACAUGCCAGUGGAUUGCAUCAACAUCCGCAUGGGGCACGAAUGUCGGGAUAUUCAGCCUCCAGAAGGGAAGUCAAAAGACUAUAUGCUGCAGAUUGUUUGCCGAGAUGGGAAAACUAUCAGUCUUUGUGCAGAAAGUACAGAUGAUUGUUUGGCGUGGAAAUUUACACUCCAGGAUUCCAGAACAAACACAGCCUAUGUGGGCUCUGCGGUCAUGACUGAUGAGACAGCUGUGGUUUCUUCCCCUCCUCCGUACACGGCGUAUGCCACACCGACACCUGAGCAGGCAUAUGGCUAUGGUCCAUACGGUGGUGCAUACCCACCAGGAACUCAGGUUGUCUAUGCUGCCAAUGGGCAAGCGUAUGCUGUGCCCUACCAGUACCCGUAUGCAGGACUUUAUGGACAGCACCCUACCAACCAAGUCAUCAUCCGGGAGCGGUAUCGAGACAACGACAGUGAUUUGGCGUUGGGCAUGCUGGCUGGGGCAGCCACGGGCAUGGCCUUAGGCUCUCUCUUCUGGGUCUUCUAGAGGCCUCAAGAUCUUGAUGUGCACAGCUUCUGAUAACCCCAUGUGCAAUGAUAGGAUCUGCAGGGCGUUUCCGUUUGUGACACACGUUUUUAAUCAUAGUUGUAAUAGUUCCUUUGA
Molecule: messenger RNA, 850 nt
Organism: Otolemur garnettii (small-eared galago)
Lineage: Eukaryota; Metazoa; Chordata; Mammalia; Primates; Galagidae
Gene: PLEKHB2
Product: pleckstrin homology domain containing B2
Exons: 8
Coding region: 65-733 (222 amino acids)
Biological process (GO): regulation of cell differentiation
Cellular component (GO): membrane
Source: RefSeq, a predicted model, not a curated record